Messenger RNA from Linum tenue, 1398 nucleotides. The record is from the annotation of a GenBank genome assembly. Lineage: Eukaryota; Viridiplantae; Streptophyta; Magnoliopsida; Malpighiales; Linaceae.
AUGGAAACCAUCUUCGUGGCAGCGUUGGUGUCGCUACUGUACGCAAUCCUCAACAUCUGCCGGUACCUCCACCGGAAAUCCCACCAACGCAGCUGCUGCUACAUGCUGGCCUACCAGUGCCACGUGGCCCCCGACGAUCUCAAGCUCAGCACGGGGACCUGCUCCAAGAUCGUCCUCCGCAACCACAACCUGGGCAUGGAGGAGUUCCGGUUCCUCCUCAAGACCAUCAUCAGCUCCGGCGUCGGCGAGGAGACCUACUGCCCCGCCAACAUCCUCCAAGGCCGCGAAACCACCCCGUCGCUCCACGACUCCCUCCAGGAGACGGACGACGUCGUCUUCUCCACCCUCGACAACCUCUUCGCCACCUCGGGGAUCUCCCCUUCCCAGAUCGACAUCCUCGUCACCACCGUCUCCCUCUUCGCCCCGUCGCCUUCCAUCUCGUCGCGGAUCGCGAACCGCUACAAGAUGAAGGAAGGGGUGCAGUCGUUCAGCCUGGCCGGGAUGGGGUGCAGCGCCAGCCUGGUGGGGAUCGAUCUGGUGCGGCGCAUGUUCACCGUGCACCCCAACGCCUUCGCCCUCGUGGUCAGCACCGAGAACAUCGGGGCCCACUGGUACCAAGGGAAGGACCGCUCCUUCAUGCUCUCCAACGUCCUCUUCCGAACCGGCGGCGCCUCGGUCCUCCUCACCAACGACCCGAGCUGGAAGGACCGGGCCAUCCUCAACCUCGUCGCCAGCGCACGGACCCACCUCUCAAGCGACGAGGCGUACGGGGCCGCGCUGCAAGUGGAGGACGACCAAGGCUACCGAGGGUUCCGCCUCUCCAAGGACCUCCCCCGAGCCGCGGUCCAGGCGCUGGUGCGCAACUUCCGCGUCCUGCUCCCCAGGGUGCUCCCCGCCUGGGAGAUCGCUCGAUACGUCGUCGUUUACAGCUACACGUUUUGUAAACGGAGGAGGAGGAGGACGCCGCUGAUCAACAUGAAGUCAGGGAUCCAGCACUUCUGCGUGCACCCAGGGGGAAGGGCGGUGAUCGACGGCGUGGGGAGGAGCCUGGGGCUUGGGGAGGAGGACCUGGAACCUUCUAGAAUGACGCUGCAUCGGUUCGGGAACACGUCGUCUGGCGGGCUGUGGUACGUUUUGGGGUACAUGGAGGCGAAGAAGCGGCUGCGGAGAGGGGAGAGGGUGCUGAUGAUUAGCCUGGGAGCGGGGUUUAUGUGCAACAGCUGCGUGUGGGAGGUUUUGAGGGACGUGGGGGAUGUGAACGUGUGGGGGGAUUGCAUUCAACGGUAUCCUCCUCUGACGUUGGUCAAUCCUUUCGCUGAUAAGUUCGAUUGGAUCCACGAGGAUUACAUGAACUUCAUCAGGCUUGAAGAUUAUGACCGCGCGCAGUUCGACAUGUAG